Vigna angularis (adzuki bean) is the source of this 1358-nucleotide messenger RNA. Its product is annotated as CAAX prenyl protease 2. Gene Ontology annotation, molecular function: metalloendopeptidase activity. The record is from RefSeq and is a predicted model, not a curated record. The transcript is spliced from 8 exons. The coding region runs from base 247 to 1209 and encodes 320 amino acids. Gene Ontology annotation, cellular component: endoplasmic reticulum membrane. Gene Ontology annotation, biological process: CAAX-box protein processing. Lineage: Eukaryota; Viridiplantae; Streptophyta; Magnoliopsida; Fabales; Fabaceae.
CGAAAAAAAAGUUAAGAAUUGACAGAAAAAAAGGGGCCAAAAUGUACCCUUUGCUUGAAGUUGAUCCUUGGACGGCCUUUUGAGUCCCGGAACAUACAGUAACCGUUCUCAGAUAGUCAACCAAGUCCUAAACAAAUUGAAAUUGAAUUCAGACUGAGAUUCCCAAUUUCCAGAAACCCUAUUUUAUGCCCCUUUUUUGCCUCUUCCACUCUAGGGUUUCUGCAACUGCAACAAUUAGCUUCCGCAAUGGCUGAAGAAGGUGUUGUUUUGAAUGCAAUGGCGUUAUUCGCUUGCAUAGCAAUGGCCCUCUUCUACGUCGCCAUCCUCUACGCUCCCACCUUCCUCCUCCGUCUCCCGCCUCCUUCUUCAUUCGAAACCUACAUGAUUAGACGCUUCCUCUGCGCCAUCGUUUCGUCUAUCCUCUCCCUCUUCCUCUCCGUACUCAUCCUCCCCGUGCAAACUAAGGAGCUGCAUCACAUUGUUGGUGUAUUUGGCAUCCGGAGGGACCAUAUUUGGCAAGCAGUGAUCCUUCCUCUUUGCUUGACCUCCCUAAUGUAUGCUGGGUCUAUCUUUGACAAGUGUCUUCUGUUAGUGGCUUCUUGGAGGCAGCACGCAAGUUCUGGGGAUGCCCUUUCCUUUGAUUAUUACAAAAUUGCCUUACAUCAGUUUCUUGACUGGUUAUCCGAGAUUUCGUCAAAUAUUUUGGUGUGGCGAAAUUAUGUUGUGGCACCCCUUACGGAGGAGUUGGUGUUUAGGGCAUGCAUGAUACCUUUACUUCUGUGUGGAGGAUUUAAAACAUACAGUGUUACACUUCUUUGCCCUAUUUUCUUCAGCUUGGCACAUUUAAAUCAUUUUGUGGAGAUUUACGCCAAGCAAAAUUACAGAAUAAUGAAGGCUGUUAUGGUUAUAGGUCUCCAGCUUGGCUACACUGUUGUCUUUGGGUCAUAUGCAUCUUUUCUUUUCAUUCGAACUGGACACCUUGUAGCUCCUUUAGUGGCGCACAUAUUUUGUAAUUUCAUGGGACUGCCUGUAUUGUAUUCGCAGAGAAGUAGGAUUGUAAGUGUAACAUUCAUAAUAGGAUUCCUGGGCUUCUUGUGGCUUCUUUUCCCAAUGACGGGCCCAGAUUUGUAUAAUGAUAGAAUAGAUAACUGCAGUUGUUGGCAAGGGUACUGCACAUGGAGAGAAAGGAUAAGAAUGCCCCAGAUGUAAAUGUUAGUGUUUUUUUUAGGAUGGGGUUGGUGGCCAAGGAAGAAAGAGUUCUAUUUGUGCAGAGUUUUCCUUAAAAUUGCUUCAAAGUUAGAAUUUUCCAAGGGCUUAAAAAAGACUCCACAUCAUUACAUGAUUAUAGUUUUGAAGAA